Molecule: messenger RNA, 8119 nt
Organism: Enhydra lutris kenyoni (northern sea otter)
Lineage: Eukaryota; Metazoa; Chordata; Mammalia; Carnivora; Mustelidae
Gene: CEMIP
Product: cell migration inducing hyaluronan binding protein
Exons: 32
Coding region: 1370-5563 (1397 amino acids)
Source: RefSeq, a predicted model, not a curated record
AGAUCUUUUGCAAGCAGCAGGUGCCAGGGGCGCCGGUGUUCCCGGAGCGCGUCCCAAUCUGAGUGUGUGUGCGUCGGGGGGGUGGACCCUGCUUUCCGUAGAGGCCCCCACUUCUCAGUGGCUGAGGGAGGGGGGUCUCGCGCUCGGGACUGUGGCUUGCGGACGAGAGACCGCUCUGAGGGUCAGGUCGCGGAGUCGCGGAGUCCCGCGGACGGAGAGCGGGCUCACACUGUGCGCCAGUGGGCGUGCGCCUGGCAACAGGUCUGCGCCCCGCUGCUCGGGCCUCGGCACCGGCUUCCUUCUGGUUUCGCCUCCGCCUCCCGCUGCCCCCCGCUCCCGCACUCCCGCGAGCGCCGGGCUCCCAGCGUUGUGCCGGCGCCGGGCGCGCGGUGUGUGUGUGGGGGUGUGUGCAAUUAAAUGUUAAAAGACACCACGGCCCCUGUUGAUGUUUAGACUGAGUCUCCAAACCCGGCAUUGCUGGGAGAGGGUUCGGUGGUGCCUGGCGAGGGACCUCGGCUCCCAGAAGGGUUAAAUUAGGUUAAAGACCUGGCGGAGUGCAGAGUGCCAGCCAGGGCUGUGGCCAGGUCUCCAGCUCGCUGCUCGGGGAACGAGGGCCAGAGACCUCCUGGAACGGACCCGGAGGCACGCAUGUGCUCUUGAGAAAGGAACUCAGUGAGCCCAAGGUCGUCAGCCACAGACUCUCAGCUCUCAGCGACCGCCGCCGGUCCCCAAGGGUCGAACACCACCACCGCCGUCCCAGGCGCGCCUCCAGCAGCCGGCUUUGAGGUCCUGAGUCUCGCUCGGCGCAGCCAACGUUGCCCACAGGGACUCCAUCUCCCGCUCCGUGUCUGUGUUGGAGAACCAUCCGGAAGCCAUGACAGUGCUGAAGCUGAUGACUGUGUUAACAGAAACGGUGUACAGAGAUACAUGGGAGAAUUUGGGGGAGAUAAAUCGGGCCCCUGUGUUUCUCACCUGCCGCACUUGGAAGUAAGAUAAAUAGAUCAGAAUUCAUCUUAGCUCCCUCCAUCUCAAAGGCGUGGAGCUCAAGGAUGCAGUACAGACGCUGGGAGUCUUCCUGUGAGUUCCAUCUCCCCGGUGGUGUGAAUGGAGCAGGAGGCUGGACCCGGCUGACCUUGAAGCCCUGGCUCUCUCCCCCGGACUUCACCCAGCACAUGCCGCUUUCUGGUGCCAAGCCCCGGACCCCACGAUCGACCACCUGCAGGAAGAACCAAGAUUCAGGCCCCGGGCACGUGAAGUCCAGAUGGGCGGACAGAGGCAGUGUCUCUCGUCCCUGUGAGAAUCGGGAGCACACGGCCUGGGCCACCGUCGGACAGCAGGAACGGCGCCGGUCUGGAACCCUGAGCUGGUCAUGGAGAAUCCUGAGUUGUUCCAAAUAGCCUGUCCGCCCUCUUCCUCCUUGCUGGCUCUGCAGAAGGCUACCCCGGCGCCUUUCAAGGAUCAGUUUCAGGGAGCCGCUGCCAGGAUGGGAGCUGCCAGCAGACAGGACUUCUCCCUCGAGGCAAUGCUGACCCUCAGCUCGCUGGCCCUGGCCUGCUUCCCUGGGGCCAUGUCCGCAGCCGUGUGCCCCGACCAGAGCCCUGAGCUGCAGCCCUGGAACCCCGGCCACAACCCGGACCACUAUGUGCACGUCGGGCGGGGCAGGGCCCUGCUGCUUGCUGUGUCCGCCACGGUGAACUCCAUCCACGUCUCCCAGGGAGGAAAGCUAGUCAUCAAAGACCACGAGGAGCCCAUUGUUCUGCGGGCCCGGCACGUCCUGAUAGACGACGGCGGGGAGCUGCAUGCUGGGAGCGCCCUCUGCCCCUACCAGGGCAACUUCAGCAUCGUUCUCUACGGAAGGGCCGACGAAGGAGUUCAGCCCGACCCUUACUUUGGCCUCAAGUACAUUGGGGUGGGCCCAGGAGGCACGCUGGAGUUACACGGACAGAAAAAGCUCUCUUGGACAUUUCUGAACAAGACCCUUCGCCCAGGCGGCAUGGAGGAAGGAGGCUAUUUUUUUGAAAGGAGCUGGGGUCACCGUGGAGUCAUUGUUCACGUCAUCGACCCCAAAUCGGCAACGGUCAUCCAUUCGGACCGAUUUGACACCUACAGAUCCAAGAAGGAGAGCGAGCGUCUGGCCCAGUACUUGAACGCGGUGCCCGCGGGCAGGAUCCUCUCAGUGGCCGUGAACGAUGAGGGGUCUCGGAACCUGGACGACGCCGCCAGGAAGGCCAUGACCAGGCUGGGCAGCAAACACUUCCUACACCUCGGAUUCAGACACCCUUGGAGUUUCCUCACCGUGAAAGGAAAUCCCUCUUCUUCGGUCGAAGACCAUAUCGAGUAUCACGGACACCGAGGCUCGGCGGCCGCCCGGGUGUCCAAAGUGUUCCAGACGGAGCACGGCGAGCACUUCAACGUCUCUUCCUCCAGCGAGUGGGUUCAAGAUGUGGAGUGGACGGAGUGGUUUGACCACGACAGAGUGGUGCACACUAAAGGCGGGGAGAAAAUCUCAGACCUCCGGGUCGCUCACCCAGGAAAGAUCUGCAAUCGCCCCAUCGACAUCCAGGCCACGACGGCGGAUGGCGUUAACCUCACCACCGAGGUCGUCUACAAAAAAGGCCAGGAUUAUAGGUUUGUGUGCUACGACCGGGGCCGAGCCUGCCGGACCUACCGCGUGCGGUUCCUGUGUGGGAAGCCUGUGAGGCCCAAACUCACCGUCACCAUCGACACCAACGUGAACAGCACCGUUCUGACCCUGGAGGACGAUGUUCGAUCGUGGAAGCCCGGGGACAUGCUGGUCAUCGCCAGUACUGACUACUCCAUGUACCAGGCAGAGGAGUUCCAGGUGCUACCCUGCAAAGCCUGUGCCCCCAACCAGGUCCGAGUGGCAGGGAAACCGCUGUACCUGCACAUCGGGGAGGAGAUAGACGGUGUGGACAUGCGGGCUGAGGUUGGGCUCCUGAGCCGGAACAUCGUGGUGCGGGGGGAGAUGGAGGACAGGUGCUACCCUUACAAUAACCACGUCUGCAACUUCUUCGACUUCGACACCUUCGGGGGCCACAUCAAGUUUGCACUGGGCUUUAAGGCAGCGCACCUGGAGGGUGUGGAGCUGAGGCACAUGGGGCAGCAACUGGUGGGGCAGUACCCCAUCCACUUCCACCUGGCGGGCGAUGUGGACGAGAAGGGAGGCUACGACCCGCCCACGUACGUCCGCGAGCUCUCCAUCCACCACACGUUCUCUCGCUGCGUCACCGUGCACGGCUCCAACGGCCUGUUGGUCAAGGACGUGGUGGGCUAUAACUCUCUGGGCCAUUGCUUCUUCACGGAAGACGGGCCAGAGGAACGGAACACCUUUGACCACUGUCUGGGCCUCCUCGUCAAGUCUGGAACCCUCCUCCCCUCCGACCGUGACAGCAAGAUGUGCAAGACCAUCACAGAAGACUCCUACCCAGGCUACAUCCCCAAGCCCCGGCAGGACUGCAAUGCUGUGUCCACCUUCUGGAUGGCCAACCCCAACAACAACCUCAUGAACUGUGCAGCCGCGGGCUCCGAGGAGACCGGGUUCUGGUUCAUCUUCCACCACGUGCCCACAGGCCCCUCGGAGGGGAAGUACCCCCCAGGCUAUUCAGAGCACAUUCCGCUGGGAAAAUUCCAUAACAACCGAGCACAUUCCAACUACCGGGCUGGCAUGAUCAUAGACAACGGGGUCAAGACUACGGAGGCCUCUGCCAAGGACAAGAGGCCCUUCCUCUCUAUCAUCUCUGCCAGGUACAGCCCUCACCAGGAUGCUGACCCGCUGAAGCCCCGAGAGCCUGCUAUCAUCCGACAUUUCAUCGCCUACAAGAACCAGGACCACGGGGCCUGGCUGCGCGGCGGGGACGUGUGGCUGGACAGCUGUCGGUUUGCUGACAAUGGCAUCGGCCUGACCCUGGCCAGCGGUGGGACCUUCCCGUACGACGACGGCUCCAAGCAGGAGAUAAAGAACAGCCUGUUUGUUGGCGAGAGUGGCAACGUGGGGACGGAGAUGAUGGACAACAGGAUCUGGGGCCCCGGCGGCCUGGACCACAGCGGGAGGACCCUCCCCAUAGGCCAGAACUUCCCGAUCCGAGGAAUUCAGUUCUAUGACGGCCCCGUCAGCAUCCAGAACUGCACUUUCCGCAAGUUCGCGGCCCUGGAGGGCCGGCACACCAGCGCCCUGGCCUUCCGGCUGAACAACGCUUGGCAGAGCUGCCCCCAUAACAACGUGACCAACAUCGCCUUCGAGGACGUCCCGAUUACUUCCAGAGUGUUCUUUGGAGAGCCCGGGCCCUGGUUCAACCAGCUGGACAUGGAUGGAGAUAAGACGUCGCUGUUCCAUGAUGUUGACGGCUCUGUGUCCGAGUACCCGGGGUCCUACCUCACCAAGGACGACAACUGGCUGGUCCGGCACCCGGACUGCAUCAACGUCCCUGACUGGAGAGGGGCCGUCUGCAGCGGGCACUAUGCACAGAUGUACAUCCAGGCCUACAAGACCAGCAACCUUCGGAUGAAGAUCGUCAAGAACGAGUUCCCGGGCCGGCCCCUCUACCUGGAGGGCGCCCUGACCCGGAGCGCCCACUACCAGCAGUACCAGCCGGUCGUGGCGCUGCGGAAGGGCUACACCGUGCACUGGGACCAGGCGGCCCCCGCCGAGCUCAUCAUCUGGCUCAUCAACUUCAACAAGGGCGACUGGAUCCGUGUGGGGUUCUGCUACCCCCGAGGCACCACCUUUUCCAUCCUCUCAGACGUGCACAAUCGCUUGCUGAAGCAGACGUCCAAGACGGGCACCUUCACGCGCACCUUCCAGAUGGACAAGGUGCAGCAGAGUUUCCCGGGCAGGAGCCAUUACUACUGGGAUGAGGACUCAGGGCUGCUGUUCCUGAAGCUGGAAGCACACAGCGAGAGGGAGAGGUUCGCCUUCUGCUCGGUGAGAGGCUGCGAGAGAAUCAAGAUCAAGGCUCUGCUGCCCAAGGACGCGGGCGUCAGUGACUGCACGGCUGGCGCCUACCCCCGGUUCGCCGAGCGGCCGGUCGUGGACGUGCCCAUGCCCCGGAAGCUCCUUGGCGCCCAGCUGAAGACGAAGGACCGCUUCCUGGAGGUGAAGAUGGAAAGUUCCAUGCAGCGCUUCUUCCAUCUCAUGAGCGACGUCGCCUACAUGGAAGUGGACGGCGUGAAGCGCCCCAGCAUGGAGGACGGCCUCCAGGUGCUGGCGGUGGACGGCCACCGGGGCCACGUGCUGAGCCACGCCAGCUUCCGGAACGUCAUUCUGCAGGGCGUCCCAUGGCAGCUGCUGGAGCACAUCACGGCCCUUCCCGACAAUUCCAUCGUGCUCAUGGUGUCCAAGGGAAGAUACACCCCCAGGGGCCCCUGGACCAGAGUGCUGGAAAGCCUCGGCGCGGACAAGAGCCUCAAAUUGAAAGAAAAGAUGGCAUUUGUUGGCUUCAAAGGGGACUUCCGGCCCACCUGGGUGACCCUGGACACGGACGACCACAAGGCCAAGAUCUUCCAAGUGGUGCCGAUCCCCGUGGUGAGGAAGAAGAAGCUGUGAGGGGCUGCUCAUGGUGCUGCCCCCGGUGCGCAGUGAUGGCGGACCCCCGCGGCGGGCGACUCCCCCGGCCCUGGCCCCAGUGGGGUCAGCCUUGAUGGGCCAAGGGGAGGCGGGCGGCUCCCCUGGCCCUGGCCCCAGUGGGGUCAGCCCUGAUGGGCCAAGGGGAGGCCGUCAGAGAUGCCUGGUGCUGCCCACCCCCUCCCCAGCCUCCACUCAAGGGUCUCCCUGCAGCCUCCUGGGUACUUCUCUCCUGCCUCUGCAGGGGGGUGGGGAGGCGGGGGGUGUAUGAGGAGCCCCGAGCGGUGCUGGCACCUGGAGCCCCGAUCAGCCACUCACAGAUCUCCGUGCUCCCCAGCGUGCAUGGUGGGCGGUGGAGCCGGGAAGAGAGUUGGGUCUUCGGGAAAUCUCUGUUCCUGUAAGCGAGCGGCAACCUUCAGGCCUUGGGAGCUGGGGUGUAGACAGCGCUCGCCAAGGCAGGACCGGCUGCCCUCAGGGAAUGGGCCAGCCCUGCCUCUGGAGGGGUUCAGCCCUUCUGGAGACUUCAGGUCCCGGGAUGGGGGGAGGACUAGGUGACUUCUAGAGGCCCUUUCUGUCGUGAGAUUCCAGAAGUCUGUGGCUUUCCGCACCACACACAGACCCUAGCCAUAGAUGGGAUUCUUCCUGGCCGGCGCCUGGGACGCGGGGUGCCCUGGGACGCGGGGUGGGGGCGGUGAGAAGCCAGGCCUGGAGUCAGGGCUUGCAGGCUGGGGGGACAGGCGGUCAGGUCUGCGUGCCCCCCGAUGCCAGGCGGAGACUGUGAAGUAGGGAGGAUGGGGACCCACGCGGGUGCCCUGGAGGGAAGGAUCCCACACACUUGAGGGGUCAGGAAGCUUCCCGCAGGAGGAGAAACAGGCCCGCAGGAAGGAAGGGCCGGGCAUCUGGUGGGCAGAGGGGUUCGGAGAUGAAGCCGGGGACUGCGGGUCACCCUCUGCCUGCCACUUGCUGGCCACUCUCACGGCCAAGUGUGCCGUGUGGGCGGGCCGGGCCCACUGUGGGGAGCACUUCAGUCCCCAGUCAGCCGCCCUCAGGACCCGGAUCGGGGGAGCUAGGCGGAGAGACAUGAGCUCCUAUUUGGGGCCUCAUGGGUUUCUGAACAGGCUCACCCCUCAAGGAACCCAGGGUUUCGGGCUUGGAAAGGACUUUACUGGUGACCUAGGCCCAAACCCUCAUUUUGCGGACAGGGCAUGUGAGACCUGAAUGGGGAAGAACCACAAGCCAGGCCAGGGGGCCGGGCGCCCCAUGCCCCGACCUGCUGCCACACCACAUUGCCUCAACAACGGGCCCCAGGGUGUCCCGCACCCCCGAGGGAGCUCCCCAGAUGGGACCAAGCCCCCUGGAAGGGAAGACGGAUCAGAAUGGAGAGAACUGGCCCAUGGCGGUUUCCUCCUGGCCUUCUGUGCACAGCGGGCACCCUCCCGUGGGCUGGGGGUGGCCCUGCAGGCUCCACGGGGUUCCAAGUACCUGCCACCCCUUGAGAGGGCACCCGGCAGCCACAACCCUUCCCCAGGUGUCCCCUGGUCUGCAGGCCUGCAGGCAUGGCCCAGGGGACAGCAUCGGGGCACACUGCAAGGCUUCCCGUGAGCUCUGGGGGCGUCUGCAGAGCUGCGGGGCCCACUGCGGGCCUCCAGCGACUGCUCAGCACUCGCAGAGAGUUCCGGGAAGGAGGAAAGCUUCCCUUCUCCUCUCAGGUCCCCGAGUCACCCAGGGGGCCACGAGGAGCUGCGGUUUCCCCUUUCCUGCAACCAACCACAAAGCCUUUCUUCAGAGAGGGCCUUCUUGGCUCCCUGUGCCCGGGCGCACCCGUGACACUCGGGCAGGAAGCCCCCUCCCCAGGCUGAGCCAACACCUCCCAGUUCGCCCAGCGGCUCUGAGGUGGCGGUGGGACGGGGCGGCUGCGGGGCCCUGGGAAGGGAGCCGAGAUGACCUCAUGUUCGUGGCUACAGUUCUGCAGGGUUUCAGACCCUGGCAGUGCAAAGGGCCUCAGCACUGUGAAGCAGUUGGGAUGGGAUCACUUUGGGUGGCCAGGACACAGGCUGCCUCUAGUUCAGUUACUUUCCGAAACGACCCAUUUGAGAUCCCUCAGAGUUGUACAUACGUCUAAUGGCGCUGGAUCUGUGUGCUUUCUCUCCGGGCGCGUUCUUGGUGGUGCAGACUGUCUCGUGGCUUGGAACCCUGCUCCUAUGGUCCUCUCUGUCAGCGUUCACGGGAGCUGGGCCUUUAGGGUAAAAGACACUCCUCUGAGAUGCUUGUCUCCUUCCUGUUGCCGAAAUAGCGGGUCCUUUUUCGGGAAUUCGAUGUACCGUGUGUUUUGUGUGUAAACGGCGCUACCAUGAACAAAGAUGUAUUUUCUAUUUAUUUAUUCUAUAUGCACUUGGAGAAGUCAUGAUCAGAGAAAUGAAGAGUUGUCUUAAAUGUUGUGUGGGGUGGGGGGUGAACCCAGAGCUUUCUGUGGGCAGCAGAGGACCUUGGCUCUGGUUUGGAGAAUCUUGCUGUACCAUAGUAAACACACAAAGGAUA